Molecule: messenger RNA, 3293 nt
Organism: Porites lobata
Lineage: Eukaryota; Metazoa; Cnidaria; Anthozoa; Scleractinia; Poritidae
Source: the annotation of a GenBank genome assembly
GUAUUUUCGCGCCGUUUUUCGCAGGCAAGACGGCGAAGAAGACGAGCGUGCGGUAAGUCCAGUCGAAAAUCUUCCUGCUUUUCCCCCAGAAAAGUUAUUUAAAUAUCAGUAUUACAUAGAUAAAGCUACCAAACAAGAAUAUUAGUCGUUUUUGGCCGAUAUUUUCCGUUUGGAAGUAUAUUUUAGCAGACAUUCGGGAGGCUCGUGUCGACGCUCGCUCGCUUGCACAGCCUUCUUGUUAUUGAUGUGUGAUAUUUAACAAAGCUCGGCUCUGACUGGCAGCGCUUUUUCCAAUCCUAAGCUUUGGUAAAAAUUAUAAUAUGCCUUUAACCCUAGGAGUAGGAAAGGCGUUUGUAUAGAGAAGGUGAGCGGACAAUUCGGCUGCAGUUUUCAUCCGAACAUGCAGAGUUCAAAUUCCAUUGUUGUAUGCGGCAUGUUCACCUCUCCGUUGGAGAGACUAUGCCUCGAGGAAAGAUUAACAUGCGAGCUACUUCAUGACGGUUUGCCCCUAAAAAUAAGGUAGUAGUCAAGACGAGUUUUGAAAGUAUGCUUUUCAUGAAUGUAGACGCACUCAGGGUGCCACGAAAACGCAUACCUCAGACCACAUUAAAGAUCUGAUCGAGUUGGGUGAAUAUCUGCAUUUAAAUCUUCGGAUCAUAAUCAGGCUCAUCCAGUAAUUGCCAAUUAUCAAUUUGGUCAAAUAUUUACAUGAUGUGCCUUUAUGUUUUUUUGGAGUUUUCUGGUAGGGCUCUUCAUUUUGUCCUUAUCUGUCAUCUGGAGUACCUUUAACUUUAACUAUAUUUUUUGAGACUUCCUUAGAAUUGUUGUGAAGUAGGAACAUGAUAUUUUUCUUGUUGGGUUGUGCGACAUUUUUGCCAUGUUAUUGAAACAAACAAGUCAGACACCUGGCCAUAACAUAAAAUUAUUGGGUGAUUCCAGAAAAUAUCCAUACCAUACCAUGGACGGCUUUUUUUGGAAUUCCGAGGGCAAAAAUUGGGGGGUGAGGGUGCGGGGUCUUUGAACUGGAGAUCUGAAGGCAUGGAUGGAUUCUUGUAUUACUGGAAUUCGGAGGGCAAGCAGGAAUCUCCACAGGGAACAGACGUUUGUAUUCCUCAAAAAUGGUGAUGUUAUGGCCUUAAUUAUUAAUUAUUGGUUCCCCAAAAGAGCACAAAUUGACGAUACUGUCUACGAUUGCAGAAGUAGGAUAGAAGACAAGCAUCAAUCAAUAAGGCAUGUGUUCGUGUUCAUUUGCAGAAGAAAACUGACAAAAUGUGUAUUGUAUUUCAAGCUCCAGAGGCCUUGAUGCUACAAAACAUCCUUUUUUCUCUUGUCAAAGCAGCCUGAUUAUUUGUCAUGUCAGUGCCAAAUAUGUUCUUUUAACUGAGGACAUCAUUGCUGACCUCGUUGGCUAAAAUUAAAGAUGUUGGAGAUACACUGGAUUGUAAUAUAUUUUCUGAAUGUACACACCUUCAUCACAAAAUAGUCUUAUUUUAAUAUUCUGGUUUGGGGCAAUGUAAAGUUUAUGUGGGUUGCACCUUUUGAACAGUGGUUAGGAGAAAACUUUUAUUUUAUUUUUUUAAAAAUUUUAUUCCAGAGUUUCUGGGUUCAUAAUGACUCCUGUUGUAACCAAUUGCCCUGAACAGAGGUAGAGUCAUUUGAAAUACCGUAUUUUGUUAUCAAAUAAGCCAAAUUGGCAUUGCAAACCCUGCCAGUAAAUCUGAAAGGCUUUGAAGAUCAAAUGGAAAAUUGGUGUAGAAAGGUGGAUUAACAAUAUGAAAUACCAAGGGCAUAAGGGAAAAACCAUUUUGCAAAUUUUGAAGGCAAGGAGAGGUUAAAAUAUGAAAGCUGUCCGCGGGAUGGUAUGGAUAUUUUCUGCUGUCGCCUUGCAAGCCUGUGCUCAAGCAGCAAUUGGUGGCCCCUAACUUGGAGGAUCUUAGUAAAAAUAUUGAUAAUAUUAUAAUUUCUCUUUUUUAUCAGGUUUUGAGGAAAUAAGAGCUUAUCAUCAGAGAGGCCUUAGAGACAAGAUCUUUCUCAGUCACAAAGAAUGAACUCUGACAGUAGCUUCAUCUUCUCAUGGCCCACAGCAGCAGAAGCCAAGAAGGACUAUUUCCUGACAACAGAAGAUUUGUCGGACCUGAGUUAUCGCAUUCCACCUUGGCAUAGAUUUGGUAUGGGACGACCUUCCAAGUACUUUGAUCCUAAAGACUUGGAGAGGAAAGCAGAGGCCAAAUAUGGUGUUGAGGGCUUUAAAGCAAAAGUUGCCAGCCGGGAGGAGAGGAAUAAGAAACGGAAAUUGAAGGAAGAAAGUCGUGAAAAUGAGGCCAAGAAUUACGAGGCAAAGAAAUCAAAGCUGGUUGAAGAGAAUCCCAAUACUAUCAAACAGGUAGUGUCAGAUAUGGCAGGUCUGGUUGGCUUGACAAAGAAGUGCAGUGAGGAGCAGUUACAGCAGCUGGUUGUAAUGGUGGCAGAGAAGAAUAAGUCUGUCUUGAAUACUGCUAAUGAAGUGAAAGAUGUAGCUAUGUUGCCAAGGAAGAAAUUUACAGAGUUACAACCAGCCCUUGCCAAAUUAUUCAAUACAAAUGCCGAUGCAGCCUUGCAGAAGUCGACAGAAAAGCAGAAGAGAGAAGAACAAAAAGUCUUGCUGGUGAAGCAACUAAACGAACAAGCAGCAGGUACGUGGAAACUCACAGUGACAGAUCCGCCGCAGUGUGUGGGUGACACUGGGGACCUUACUCUGGACUUGGGAUUUGGUGCCAGUGGUGAGCUGUUGUUGGAUGAGGCCUGCAGUGGAGGGGACAUCAUGGGCUUCAAGGAUCCUAAGAAAGGAGAUCAGUUGGCUGAAAAGACAUUGCAUUUCAAAACAGAACAGAAAGUCUGUGGAAAGUGGUACAAGGGUUCUCUUAGCGUGUCAAUGUCUCGUGAUGAGGAAGGGCUGCUGCUGACUGGGUCAUUCUAUCAAGGCUUCAAGGAAAGAAACUGCCCUUCACGAUGGAAAUUCACAGGAAGGCAAGAAGGCUCAGAUGAUAGCAAUGCAUAAGUGUGCUAUCUUCUUUCUCCAGCUCCCAACUGUGAAUGACAGUCAAACCAAAUGGCAAACAGACAGACGGCUGAUAUGCUGAAGACUAUUGUACAUUGUAGAUCUGGAUGUUUGUAUCACAGUAAGAUUUGACUACAAUUUAAGGGACAGUUUACCUUUUUUUACUUGCUUAAAAUAAUGUUCUUAUUCAAUAACUUCCAGUAAUUUUGAGUGGAGAGAACUUUCUCUCUAGUAACAUUGUAUUUUGAUUAUUGAA